Messenger RNA from Fusarium graminearum PH-1, 4299 nucleotides. RefSeq lists its product as uncharacterized. The record is from RefSeq and is a predicted model, not a curated record. The transcript has 5 exons. Bases 1 to 4299 code for a protein of 1432 amino acids. NCBI's taxonomy places the organism in Eukaryota, Fungi, Ascomycota, Sordariomycetes, Hypocreales, Nectriaceae. Gene Ontology annotation, molecular function: protein binding.
AUGUGUCUUGGUUCCUUCAAGUUUUGGAAGAAACGCCAGAAGGACCCGGAAGAACCUUUAACUCAUUCUCGACCACAACUCCAAACGAAUUCCUCCCCCAUCGCCCCCGCCGCUUCUGUUGUCCCAAUUGACUCAGACGCUUCCGUUGCCACCGUCGCUCCGGUCGAAUCUACGCCAAAUAUCGUUGCUGAACUCCAGGAACGACUUUGGAACCAAGCAUACAAUGAAUUUAAAGACAAAGAAUCCGACCUUGUUGCAGCCUAUGAAGGACUGAUAUCUUCAAAGGCCCCGUACAUGGAAGACAAUCAACAAACCAAUACACUUUCGCCGCAGGAGAAAUGGGACCAGAUGAGGAAGACCGCCGAAGAAGGCCUGCAGACAACAGAAAGAAGUACAGAGAUACAAGGAAAAAUUCACGGAGUCUUCGAAUACGCGGCCCCUAUCAAGGGAAUCGUAGAUCGAAUCAUGCCAUCUGUGCCUCAAGCUCAAGUACCUUGGCUUGCUGUGUCUUUGACAUUUGAAAUAUUCUCCAAACCUUUCAAGGAACCCGGGAUCAAUCGUACAGGUCUGUUAGAUGUGAUAUCCAAGACACAAGAGUAUAUGAGCCUGUCAGACUAUCUUGUGGAUGACAAUGGUCUGCAGUCAGAUCUGCAUCGCAAACUCGAGAAGGACACCGUUCAGCUUUACCAGACACUGCUUUCCUACCAGAUCAAGAGUAUCUACUGUUUCCACAAAAACGAACUCAAGAGAUUUGUCAGGAACGUCUUCAAGGUGGAUGACUGGAGCAGUCAGCUGGACGCCAUCAAGACUGCCGAGGCGCUCUCGUCUGACGCGCAGAGCUCUCUCAAGGCACUCACAGAGAUGUCAAUGGGGGUGCGUCGCUUGAUCCGAGACCAACAAGAGAGAGAAAUCGAAAAGGACAACAAAGAAUGCCGGCAGCAUCUGAAGCGGACAGACCCUUCGCUUGACAAAGAGAGAAUUCUCGAUACAAAGGGAAACCUUCUUCGAGAGUCAUACGGCUGGGUCAUCGAUCAUCCCCAGUUCCAGGACUGGAAGACGAAUGUGCACCACCGUCGACUAUGGAUCAGAGGAGACGCUGGUAAAGGCAAAACAAUGCUCCUGUGCGGCAUUAUCGAGGAGUUGGAAAAAGAUCCUUUCCAUCGGCUAUGCUACUUCUUUUGUCAAGCCACAGAUGAGAAGUUGAGGGACGGGAAGUGUGUUUUGCGCGGUCUACUUUUCCAUUUGAUCAAACAAUAUCCGUGGCUCAUCUCACACGUUCGGAAGGACUACGACGAUAGCGGAGUGAAACUUUUCAACGACCACAACGCUUGGCAAGCCCUUCGGAAGAUUUUUCUAUCAGUAUUGAAUGACAAGAGUCUCGAAGAAGUCACCAUAAUCGUGGAUGCACUUGAUGAAUUUAAGAGGUUCAUCGACAACAGGGUUGCAACUCUGGCCAAGCCAGAACCCUUUCAACACAACCCGGACAUCUGCGACGAAAUUACCAAACAUCUCACCGACAACGCAAACAAUACUUUCCUUUGGGUAGCAUUGGUAUUCCAGGAGUUAUCAAAGGGCACGGUCGAGCGCAUAGGCCAUGUGAAAGCCAUCCUCAAGAAGUCGCCUCCAGGUCUCGAUAACCUAUACGAUCAAAUGUUGGAAACCAUUCGCAGGGAGUCACGAGAUUUCGAGAUUUGCAUAGAGAUACUAGCGGCCAACUCGGUUGUAACACGCCCUGUGUCUAUAGAUGAACUGCUUUGCAUCCUGGACGCGAACGUCGCCUCUGAACUCAAUGUUAUGGAUUUGGAGCGAAUUAUCAUAUCAUGCGGCUCGUUCCUCCAUCUGCAAAAGAGCGUCGUCUACUUUAUACACCAGUCUGCCGUGGAUUUCCUUCUUAAGGACGAGUUGUCUAGGUUUCCGAGAAUCCCAGACUGGCAUCGUGCAGUAUUUCAGAACGCAUUGCAUACGCUUCGCGCAUCCCCCUCACUUAAACGCGAUAUCUACAACUUGGAAGAGCCUGGACUGACAAAGAAAGAUGUCAAGACGCCCGACCCUGAUCCACUGUUACCCAUUUGUUAUUCCUGCAUUCAUUGGGUUGACCACCUGCGAGUGUAUCUAUUGCCAGACGGAAGAAAAGAACAUUUAGGAUCAGAACCUGUGGAAGACGUAUCAUUAGUCUAUGCCUUUCUGAACAUCAAGUUCCUAUUUUGGAUCGAGGCUCUUAGUCUACUCCAAAAUGUCCCACAGGCUAUUAAAUCGACCCAAAAUCUACAAAUGUUACUUUCACAUGCGCCGAAAUGGGUCACAGCAGCAUCUGGUCUGGAUUCAACCUGGGAUCCAUGUUUGCAGACUCUAAAAGAGCAUCAGGGUAAUCUGACCACCGUAGCUUAUUCCCCUGACGAUAAGUGGUUGGUUUCUGGAUCUAAAGACGGCACAGUCAAGCUCUGGGAUGCAGAGAGUGGAACUUGUAUUCACACAUGCACUCAUCAAGGCGACGAGGGUCGAGAUACCCCAACAUAUCAUACCACAUUUUCGAAUGACGGCAAAUCGUUUGUGUCAGCUUCUAAGGACGGGAACGUGGCGAUUUGGGAUCUGUCAACAGGAAAUCUUAUCUCCAGGCAACGGGCGCAUAAGGUCGAAACAUGGACCAUGGCAAUGUCUUCAGACGGCUGCACCUUUGCCUAUUUACUAACCAGGACCAUAGUUCUGAUAUGGGAUAGAAACACAAGCAUAUCUUUUCGCAUAUUCUCAUAUCCCGAAGAAGCCGUCUCAUUAGCUUUGAGUCCAGGUGGUGAAUACCUUGCUGCGAUUAAUGGCCAAGGCUGCAUGGUCCGGAACACUUUGAACGGCAACCUAACGAUGUUGACUUCAAAUUAUGGCCCGUCUUCGGCUACUUGGUCAACAGAUGGAUUGUUUCUUGCCUCAGCAGGCAGAGAUGGCUUCAUCGAGGUUUGGGAAUGGCAUGCUGGCCAGAGCAAUCCGAAACUAAGAGUCCAAGGGAAAUCGAACUAUCCAAUAAGGUACAUCACCUGUAUGGCGUUCUCGUCCGACACAUCGUUACUGGCGGCAGGCACACCUAACGAUAUCUUCAUUUGGAAAGUCGAGACGGGCGCUUUAGCAUGGGCUAUUAAUGAUGUCUCACAGAUUACAUCGACAUCUUCCUCAAGUGACAACCUGCACCUCCUAUCGGGAUGUGAGGGUUACAUGAUCAAGAUUUGGGAUCUAUCAAAGUCUCAUGAAAGCAGAUCGAGACCCAGCUCUAGAGAUUUGCUAAACCUUCAUUGGUCUGAUACUGAUCGAUUCACGGAAUAUUUUCCCGACAUAGGUGAAAUAAGAGUCUAUGGAAAACACACAUCCAUUGGAUUACGUGAAGUGCAUCCGGAAGUCUUUGCAAUCUCACGGGACGGCCAACAGCUGGCAUCCGUCUCUGUUACUGGACUCAAAAUAACAAUUUGGGAUACUCAGACUGGCAAAGUACUCAGGGAGUUGGAUCAUAACAUAGAGGAAGCUGUUUUCGACUCUGAGAGCUCCGAAAGUAUCGAGGAGCGUAAGAUUCAGCGCUUAGCUAUCUGGUCCCGAUUCAGCAGAUAUCUUUUUCCAAACUCGUUAGCAUUCGGCGAUACUUUUCAACUUGCAUCAAGUGUUUUGGGAUUAAUCAAGAUCUGGAACACAUCUGAUGGCAGUUGUUUGAACAGUCCAGACCUAGGCGAUAGUCGUAGCAGUAUGAUUGUAUUUUCGAAGACAGGACGGUGGCUUGCUGCUCUAUCAUACAGUUACGAAUUCAACACUACAACAAUCAAGCUGUGGGAUACGACCAGUCGGAACUGUAUGACGAUAAAACCCCCCGGCGAUAGAGUUUUCGAUGGCAUCAAUGCCCUCAGCUUUUCAGCUGAUAGCCUACUGCUUGCAGCCAGUGCAUAUAAUUUCGGAAACGCAGUGGCAUACAUAUUCGAUCUGAGCUCAGGGGACAUUGUAUGCCAGUUCGCAUACAAACAGUUUAGAUCAACUCCUGCGCAAUUUGACAGCAACAAUGAACAACUUCUCCAUACCGAACAUGGAUUCUUCAGCAUGGAAGACGCAAUAGUUGAAGGACGAAGAAAGGAUCUGCUCCACGGUUAUAGUCUCGACUAUGACGGACGUGACCAAUGGAUCACGCUGAACGGGGAAAAGAUAUUAUGGAUUCCCGAUGGAUCCAAGUUUUCUAAGUAUUACGACAUGAGCCCUUUCAUUGAUGGUUCCAGAGUCAUAUGGACAAGAGAGACAAAAGGUCCAGUGCAGUUGUUCUUUACUGCACGAGACUGA